Punica granatum (pomegranate) is the source of this 1321-nucleotide messenger RNA. Lineage: Eukaryota; Viridiplantae; Streptophyta; Magnoliopsida; Myrtales; Lythraceae. The record is from RefSeq and is a predicted model, not a curated record.
UUGCGCAAGUUGAGCCUCAACUUGCAAUGACAGAGAAAGUACUCUCUCUUCUCAUCUCAGCCCAUCCGCGUAAGCUGUUUCGAUAAAGAUCUCACACACAGAGGAAACAAUUCCCAGCAUAUAUCUCUGCCUCUCCAUAUUCAUUUUCAUCUCACAAACAAAUAUAUAUAUAUAUAUAUAUUUACAUUAUAUGUUUAUGCAUAUAUAUACAUGCAUAUAUAUCAACUUCUCAUGAAGCUUUUCUUUUGAUCAAGUAGAGAGAAAAGAGAGAGUAGAGAAGAAAAACCAAAACCAAACCAAACACAAGAGUUGCAAAAAAUAUGCCUUCUUCACUACAAAUCCAGCGAAUAAAUCCAUCUAAGCCGCCAGGCGGGGCCGCGGCCACGGCCUGUGCCACCGCGGGCUUUAUCCACAAGAAGCCACAGCUGGCAGCUGAUCUGCUGGUGGCUUUGCCGGAGACAUUAGCCCGGUACCAUACCCAAGAAGUGGGCCCUGAUCAGUGCUGCUCGGUGCUCGUGCAGGCGAUCGCGGCCCCGGUGUCGAUCGUAUGGUCUGUGGUCCGCCGCUUCGACAACCCGCAGGCCUACAAGCACUUCCUCAAGAGCUGCCAUGUCAUAGACGGGGACGGCCUGGUUGGGUCCCUGAGGGAGGUCCAUGUGGUAUCGGGUCUCCCCGCGUCGUCCAGCAUGGAGCGCCUUGAGAUACUUGACGACGAGCACCAUGUCAUCAGCUUCAGCAUCGUGGGCGGGGAGCACCGCCUAUCGAACUACCGGUCCGUCACCACCCUCCACCCUGCCCCAGCCAGCGGAAACGAGGCCGUCAGGACCGUGGUUGUGGAGUCCUACGUUGUUGAUGUCCCUCCCGGGAACACCAAGGAUGACACAUGCUUUUUUCUCGACACGAUCGUCAGAUGCAACCUGCAGUCGCUUGCGCGGAUCUCCCAGAAGCUGGCUGCUAAGAGUAAUGAACAACAUUAGCAAGAAUUAAUCUUCCUCACUAGAUCCCAUAUCCCAUAUUUGUCUAAUGAUGUCUCAUUGUAUCACAUGUGUCGAAAAUGGAGAUUGCCGAGUCCCGUUUUUGGUUUUCGAUGUGGUUAGCUAAGGUCUGCAAGAAACCGGCAUUGGAAAUUUCGAUAUCGUCAAUCGAUCAGUUGCUUCCUAGAGCACAUCUCUUAGGAUUGAACAUGGUAGGACGUGAUAGAAAGGAAUAUUAUUGUUGUAACUUGUGAGUUUAGUGUUUCAAUUAAUUUGUUAAUUGCCCUAAUUUGCGGAGCAUGUUUGAAGAGGAAAAUAGCAAUUUCUUAUCUCUCUCUUAUCGAGCU